Messenger RNA from Capsicum annuum, 609 nucleotides. Its product is annotated as putative disease resistance protein RGA4. Gene Ontology annotation, molecular function: ADP binding. NCBI's taxonomy places the organism in Eukaryota, Viridiplantae, Streptophyta, Magnoliopsida, Solanales, Solanaceae. The record is from RefSeq and is a predicted model, not a curated record. Bases 1 to 609 code for a protein of 202 amino acids. The transcript has 2 exons.
AUGGCGGAAGCAGUUGUUUCUGCUCUAAUGGAAGUUCUCUUCCAAAAGAUAGCUUCCCAAAUUUUCGAAAAAAAUGGACUGCUAGGUGGUAGUACAAAGAAAGAGAUGUUAAAUCUGCAGAGCACAUUAUCAACAAUUCAAGCUGUCCUGCAAGAUGCUGAGGACAGACAAAUGAAAGAAAAAGCUUUGAAGAACUGGCUGGUAAAGCUCAAAGACAGUGUUUAUGAAGCAGAUGAUUUGUUGGAUGAUUACCUGACUGAGUUGCUAUGCCAUAAGGUAAUUCUUGAUGACUGGAAAGCCUGUUAUUGUGUUUCCUAUGCUGUCACUUCUCUUUAUACGAAUGGUAUGUCACUUUGUUCGGGUUAUCGUAUGAAGUUGAAACUAAAAGAAAUUGGAGAAAAGUUAGAACUGGUAGCAAAUGAGAGAGCCAAAUUCCAUUUUAAGGAUGUUGUUCAUCAAAAAGGCUUUUCUUUUGUGAGCAUUGUUGGAAUUGGAGGAAUUGAGAAGACAACAGUUGCAAAAUUGGUUUACAAUGAUGCUGUUGUGGAGAAUAGUUUUGAUACAAGAAUAUGGGUUUGUGUCUCAGUAAUUUUUGCUUGUCCUAGAUGA